CUCAGGCAGUGUGGAAUCCUGGCUGUGUUUAAUUGGCGAGUGGCAGGCGGGCUUGGGAGACAGAGCAGGAGUGUGCGAGAUCUAAGGAAGCAAUUGGGACUCACAUGGAGAGGCAACUGCUCUCACUAGCUUUACGAGCUGCGACUUUGACUUUCUGAGAGAAAAAGAAACGAGGAAAGGGAGGUAGAAACUCAACAGAGAGGCGGAGAACCAGUGAGCUAGAGUUUAGGAGGGGGUGAACUGACUCAUUGAAUUUUCUUUUACUCAGUACAGAGAAGGGUUAAGGAAAUGGAAAGAAAGGAAGGGAGAGAUAGAGAGAGGAAAUGACAGAAGGAGCAACAAAGUACAAACAGAAUGAAGGAUAGGUACAGGAAAGGCUGCAAUGGAGUGAGAGAAUAGGGGGGAGGUGGGAGAGAAAGAGGCCCACUCCUGGAGAGAGGGCAACAGCACUGACUGCAUACGGGAAAUGACAGAAGUUGAGGAGAGAGAGGGAGAGAAGGAAAGAGAAAGAAAGAAAAGAGGGAAAACAAGGGGAAGUUUGAAAAGAAAGGAAGGGGGAGGUGAGUCUUGAAACAGAGAGAGAGAGAAAAGUGGUAGAUGAGAAUUUGAAAGAAACAGCAUGUGAGAAAGGGGAACAGAAUGAGAAGUAGAGAACAAAAUACAGUAGAGAAGUGAAAGAAAAAGAACUACGCAGAUGAGAAAAACAGCCUUAGUGAAUGGCCUGGGUGGGGAAAGAGAGAGGAGGUAACUGGUUGUUUAGUAAGUCGUCAGCCUGGGCGGCUUUUAGUCUCUUACUGCUAUGCACUCAGAGAAGGUAGCAAAAGGACAACGUGCCCUCCAUCCAGCCCAGGACUUCUGCCACCACUGCUUACACCAGGGACCACUGUUAGCACAUCACAGGCAGCAGCUCAGUGAUGUGCAAUGCCCACCGCUGGAGCCGAGUCAAAGGUCACACUUGUGGAAGGAAGACUUGUCUCUUCCCUUUCCUCUUGAUCUGGAAACACUUGAGGAUCGGACAGGGAGCCAUAACCAUCAUGACCUGCAGAGACGGCAGGUCUACUUGGGGCCAAGCCACUACACUGUUUCUGAAAGGUGCAGCCCACCAUGCUACUUGUGGAGGGAGGUCAGGGCUCCUAGAUGGGACCCUCGAUUUCCUCCAUCCACAUGUGUGUGGGAGAGAUCAGCACUGGCACAUCAUGGGCAGGAGGUCACUGAUGGGAGACUGGCAGGCAGGCUUGGGAGACAUAGUGACUGUGGCUCUGAGAGGGAAUGUCACCAUCAUCAGCUACCACACCCCCUCAAUGGGGGCCCUAUGCUGGCAAUGGUCAGGAGCCAGCAGUACUACAGGGAAGCUCGGAAUGUUUCAGAGGAGCAUCACUUGGACUGUGUGAUUGAGAACUAUCACCAGAAUACACAUCUACCAGUGCUAGAACGAGACAAUAGAGAUAAAUUUGGAUGCAAUGGGCACUGUGAAAGGAGGCAUGUUACGUUUGAGGGUCAUGAUGAUGGACACAGCAUAGAGAAUAAUGGACCAGGCAGUCCUAUCAAGAACCACUGUAAUGGAGCUAAGGCAUUCUUUUCGACAGAAGUUCCCCAGAGUAAAUUUACAGUCUCAAAGAAAUCAGGACCUAAGCUGGAAGUGAGUGGAAUCCACUGUGGAGAGAGCAAACUGGGUCAAACCGACAGGUCAGAGGUUGGGGGGAGCUGGAACAACCACAGGACAAACCAGGGAACAGUGCGUGAGCAGAUCAAACAAGUGGUGACAGAGUUAGAGGAUGUGCUCAGCGGUCUCAAACAGGUUCAAAUAGAGAUGAAAGAGGUGGUCCAACAGAUUGAUGUUCUGACUUCCAACAUCGACCUGGGAGAGGAGGAGCAAGGACCAUUCAAUGGUCUGCCACAGGAAUCCAUGCACCACUCCAACCGUAUUGGAGUUGUGGCACUUGUCCAUAAUGUCAACAGAGAUGUAGAAUCUCCAGAAAGAGACAGCACACAUAAUGGUGUUGGACCACAGCGCACUCGUUCCCUGUUAGACCAUAGCUUUACAGCUGUGUUUUCUGCUCGCCUUGACAAUCAUCCUGCCAAGGAGACCCACACAAACCCAUCCUCCCGUGCUCAUGGUCUGAUGACUGUUGAGUCUGCAGACAAUAGCCAGAUGAAUCAUACGUCUGCUCUGGAGCAUCCGAAGACAAAGUGCACUGCCAAUGGAGACUGCCUGCGAGCCAGACCUCCCAGAACUAAAGUCAAAGAGCUCCAGCAUCCCAGAAGCAGAACCGAUCAUACAAAAAAUCCUGACCCCACUUACACUCUAGCACCCCUUAGCUUGGCUAAAACUAAAAGACCCCCACCGUACCCACAAAACGGACUGGUCAAAGGACCUUCAAAGGAUUCAAAUGUCCUGAAGACACCUCCUUACCCUGGAAAACAGAAACAGCUAACCUCCACCAUGGUGUAAAGGUGGGGUGACAGGGGAAGUUCCACUGCCUCAGAGCUCUGAUUGCACUUAUGAGGACAACACACACUCACACACACAGACACACAAAGAACGUAAAUAGGAUGUUUUAUCCCUCAGCAUCAUGGUUAGGUAACACAGGGUGAGUGGACAAAGGGUGCUCUCAAAAAGUCAAUUUCAGUAUGAAUAUGUAUUUUCAUUUGUGAGUAUGUUGCCAUAGUUCUUGACUGCUUCAGGGGGAAAUGUCCAUGUGCACUAUAAUUAAUGCCAUUUACCGAUAAAGCAUUGUAAAGGUACGUGGCUUGUAUUGAACGAGGAACAAAAACAGUCAACAUCACCAAGGUUUCUUCUCCUGUAGUCAUUCAUUCUGAGAAGCAGAGGAGGUUGUUGAAGUUGAAUCAUUUUUACAGAAACUGAAACUCUGCCAUUUGAGAAAACGCAAAACACACAUUUGCCUGCGAACAUGAUUCUAAUGUGAGUCAUGAAUGAUUUGUUCCAUCUGUUUGCCCCUAGACGUUCUCAGGUUUCUGUUUGUGUUGUUGUUUUCCCGCAUGCUCGAGUCAGUGGUUGUGAUCGCUGCGUAUUUCAGAGCUAUUCAACUCAGUAAAGGAGAUUGGCUUACUUAAGGCCCUGGAGCAUGCAGCCUUUCAAUAUUAUUCAACAAUCCUGUAUGCAAUCAAGCGUGUUUUAGAAACGUUCUAAAAAUUUAUUAUUUACAGUAUUUGCGAGUAGAAAAGAAGAGUUCAAAAGGGAGCAUGAAGUAGAAGAUCAAAAAGGUGCAUGUUCUGCUUCAGUUUAAGCCAUCAAUUAAUGAGAGUCAUAGACUGAUUCUCCUGUUUGAUGAGCACGUGGAAAUUGAUCAUGUUUAAAUUAAAGGAUCACAUAAUGCCCACUGGUGCAAUCACUUGGAAAGUAUUUGGUGUUCUUCAGCUUAGCAGUGGUAGGAAAUGGUGGAUUUUAAAAGCUAAACAUUUAUCUUGCAUCACUCUGGUUUUAGUCUUUAAACUUUUAAAACAAUCCUUUGUGAAGAGGAAGAGCCUGAUUUUUCCCCUGCCAUGUUUUGAAAACAGUGGUUGAGGUUUGGCAGACGCUGCUUGCCAUCCUCUGGUGGAAGGAAUGUGCUAUGACGGACUAUUUUUCACUCUCCAGCCAUGUUUGAGUCAGUCUGGUUUUGAUUAGACGCCACCUGGCUCGGUGAUGGACUGAAGGAGGCGGCUUUGUAUAGUAUUUGCAUUGCAAAAUGGUAGUUGCACACAGCUGGGAAGACACAUGACUCGAAUCAACACCCAAAGCAGGAAGCAUAGAGAAGUAAACAUGAACUAAACAAAUGCUCAGUUCAAACAUCCUAGAAGAUGCU
Tachysurus vachellii is the source of this 3806-nucleotide messenger RNA. RefSeq lists its product as uncharacterized. Gene Ontology annotation, biological process: positive regulation of translation; positive regulation of cell size. The transcript is spliced from 2 exons. Lineage: Eukaryota; Metazoa; Chordata; Actinopteri; Siluriformes; Bagridae. Bases 800 to 2452 code for a protein of 550 amino acids. The record is from RefSeq and is a predicted model, not a curated record.